CGGGCAAGCUCCAACCAUAACCGGGCGAAUGCGAAGCCACCUUCAGCCUCAUGGGGAAACGUAGCCGCUAGCGUUUUAUUUAUCCAGCUAAAAUACCUCCAGUUAUGUUUAAGGAACGUUGAAAGGUUUGGAGGAUGAGCAAGAGCCGUGGCACGAAGAAAAAGUUGCCCCCAGACAAGGCGGAGACCACAGAGAUUUUUGACCAGGUGGUUGUGGAAGAGGUCAAGCAGCUCUUCAGCAAAGUGAGAACGUAUAGUCCUCCACCUGGAGCAGAAUGGACCCUGCCUGAUCCCAGUGUGGUGCUACGUGACAAACCGUUGUGUCAUCCACGCCUACAGGUGCUGAAGCAAUCCCUAAACGAGGUAAAGAAUCAGCUCAGUGAUAAAGAUUUGGCCGUGUGGCACCAGCACACCUGUUCCACCAAUCGAGCUGGCACCGUUACGGCCCACCUCCGAACCGUUGCCAAUGCAGAACUUUGCACUCAGGCUUGGGCAAAAUUCUACGAAGUGCUGGGCACCUUCGACUUGCUUCCGGACACGGCGCUGCAGAUCGGCGAGUUGAACUCCAUCCACUUGUGCGAGGCUCCUGGAGCGUUUGUCUCAGCCCUGAAUCACUUCCUCCAGACCAGUGGGCUGCACUGUGACUGGACCUGGGUUGCCAACACGCUGAAUCCAUAUAAUGAAGCCAACGGGAGGAGCUGCACUAUUGCAGACGACAGACUCAUUGCCCACACCCUGCCUUGGUGGUUUUUCGGCUCUGACGACACGGGUGACAUCAUGUUGCAGAAACAUCUGCUGGAGUUGCAAGGGUUUGUUAGCAAUAUGCGCAACGUGGACUUGGUCACUGCGGACGGCAGCUUUGAUUGUCAGGGUGAUCCAGGCGAGCAGGAGAGUUUGGUGGCCCCGUUACAGUAUUGUGAAACUGUUUGUGCUCUACUGUUGUUGGGACCUGGAGGCUCAUUUGUCUUGAAGAUGUUUACACUGUUUGAGCAUUCAUCUGUUUGUCUCCUCUACCUUCUGGCCUGCUGCUUUUGCUCUGUGCACAUUUUCAAACCUGCCACUAGCAAGUCUGGAAAUUCUGAGGUCUACAUUGUGUGUUUGGGCUACAAGGUUAAAGAAGUUGUGCGUCCUCUGCUAUCAAAGCUGAUCCGUAACUACGGUCCAGACAUGGCGUCCACGGCAGCUCUGUUUCCAAACAGCUGCAUUCCGGAUUCUUUUCUCAGGCAGCACGUGGAGAUCUGCACAUUUUUCCACUCGCUGCAGGUCAACACCAUUCAAGAGAACCUGCAGCUCUUUGCCAGCAUGAGUGCUGAGCAGCGCGGGUGCCUGGACCAGCUCAGGGAUUGUGCUGCACGUUUCUACGUCCAGCAAUUUCAGGUGCAGUUCCUUCCAAGGAAACGCUGGGUGUGCCGAGGUGGCGCGAUGAACUGGGGAAAGCCAUGCCAGAGGAAGCAGAUGGGGUCUUUCAAUCAGCGUAAGGAGAUGCAGUUCCUGCAGUGGAAGCAGCGCCUCGCCCAAGGACCCUACUGGACGUGGGUAGAGGAACAUUGCGGAGGCACUGAAGGUCAUGAGUUUGUCUUAAAUGGCCCGUUAAUUGAGAGCGAUUUAGAUGCUUGGUUUAUACGUGUGGGAGCUGCUCUUCCAAAAGUGUGUAGCUCCACUUUCUGUGAGCAGGACUUGUUGGAUCUUCUCAGUGAAGCUCUAGAAGAGCGUGCUGUUAGCUCAGAUGGACCAACGUUGGCCAAAACUACACCAGCAUGCAGCUCCUGCAGUUUUCAGUCUCCUGCAUCCAUAGUAACUGAGGUCUGCAACCUUCCAUAUGUUACUUCUUGUUUGGUGGUGGGAAACCCUUCCUGGCAGAAGAUGGCUUUUUCAGGGAACAUUCUUCAGCCACAGUUUUGUCCAGGACCUUGCUACCCAGAGCUGUUUGUAUCCACUCUAUAUGAUGGACAUGCAGAUCUACAGCGGAUGCUCCUGAGCAGUGUGCUUUCAGCUUUGCGUGGCCUUGGUGAAGGAUCAGCGUUGGUGGUUCCAUUGUACUCCGCUUUGACCCGUUUCACGGCGUCUUUGAUCCUCACUCUUCACCUGUGCUUCCACUCCAUUAGCUUCCGCUGCCCGUCUGCUGGACCUCCUGCAGUGCUUCUGUGUGCUGGUUUCUCCAACUUCCCCAGGGCUAUCACCGUCCUCCAAGAGGUUUUGGAUGAAAUGACAAGGCUAGAGCAGGGCAGGCAGCUUCUGCAGUUUGCACCAAUAGAGGAGCUGACUAGAGGAGCACUGCCUCACUUUCUGUCCAGCCUCAAUAACACCAUCAUGAGGCAGCAGCUCCAUAUACUAAUGCAAAAUGAGCAGAGCAGAUAGCAUCGUCCGUCUGAGCCACUAGUGGUCAGUACCAUUUUAUUGAAGGGCUACACAGUAUAAUUUUUUUUUAUUUUGCGUAAUUAAAUAGCCAAGAUGUGAACAGAGGCAUUCAGAGUGGUUUUGUAUGUAAACACAUACUGUUAUAGCACUAAGUAGUGUGUACUUUGUAGAACUCUAUUUUAAAACAGAAUACAUAAGAGUAACAUUUUUUAUUUAAAAAAAAAUAUAUAGAAGUUAUUCACUUGACUGACACUAACAUUGGUUAUGAAUUCACUGCCUGAUGUCUGAGACACUGUUUUACGAUAGUUUUGAAAAGUUUUUUUUGGCCUA
Molecule: messenger RNA, 2687 nt
Organism: Pygocentrus nattereri (red-bellied piranha)
Lineage: Eukaryota; Metazoa; Chordata; Actinopteri; Characiformes; Serrasalmidae
Gene: cmtr2
Product: cap methyltransferase 2
Exons: 3
Coding region: 135-2357 (740 amino acids)
Biological process (GO): 7-methylguanosine mRNA capping
Cellular component (GO): cytoplasm; nucleus
Molecular function (GO): methyltransferase cap1 activity
Source: RefSeq, a predicted model, not a curated record